CUCCACACACUUUCCUUUUUUAUCCAAUUCUUCUCUCUUUAUUCCCCAUAACGUCUAAAACCCUAAACCACCUACUUCUUCCGUACUCUUUUUCAGAGAUGUUAAUGUCGAGGGCUUUAUCACGCGUUUCGAGGAGCGUGAGUGCGCGUUCCGUGCUUCUUUCUGCUCCGAAGAAGCUUCAAAGGCCAAGCUUUUCCACUCAGUUUCACUCUCUUGUUUGUGAAUCUCCGAAUAAGUUGGCGGGUGACGUGUCUCUGCCGCAUCAUUCAAGCCUGAAUUUCUCUGCAUUCCAACGAUUUGGGAUCUCUUCGUCUUCCUCCCCUGAGCCUUCAGAAAAGGAACAUGGGAGUACUGUAGAAAAUAAUGGUCAAGAGCCUGCAAAGCCAAGUGGUGAUACGAAUCCUGGAGAGGCUGAAGUUUCUGAUCAAUCAAAAGAAUCAGGUUUUAGCUUAGAAUCCCGAAAUACAAUGCCUCAAUCUGAUAAAAGAAGGAGAAGAGCCACUAAACGAAUUGCAUUUUCUGAUUCAGAUUCUGAGAGUGAUGGUGACCUAUCAAUGGCUGAUAUGGUCAAACUUGUGGAGGAGAAAGAAGGACUCUUGAAUGCAAAGCAAAAGGAGAUUGAACAAAUGCAGGACAAAGUUGUUCGCACUCUUGCAGAAAUGGAGAAUGUUAUGAGCAGAACAAGACGUGAAGCAGAGAACUCAAAAAAAUUUGCCAUACAGAAUUUUGCAAGGGGCCUACUAGAUGUUGCUGACAAUUUAGGAAGGGCUUCUAUGCAUGUUAAAGGCAGUUUCCCUAAGAUCGAUGAAUCCAAAGACACUGUUGGAGCUGUGCCACUGCUAAAGACACUCCUAGAAGGAGUUGAAAUGACUGAAAAACAGCUUGGAGAGGUAUUUAAAAAGUUUGGAGUGGAAAAAUUUGAUCCUACAAAUGAACCAUUUGAUCCACACAGGCACAAUGCAGUAUUCCAAGUACCUGAUAAUUCUAAGCCUCCCGGCACAGUUGCUCAUGUUUUGAAGGCAGGAUACAUGCUCCAUGAUCGAGUUAUUCGACCAGCUGAGGUUGGUGUUACUCAAGCUCUGGAUAACGAUGCAGCUUACAGUAACACCAAUGACAAAGGCUCUGAUGCUUGAUGAUAGGGUGGGUAGAGUCGUGGCAAAUUUUCAAUCACUUUGCCUGUGUGAUUAGAGUUAUUUACAUAUGAGGUUUUCAUGCUAAGAUUAGUCUUUGCAAACUUUUCUCUGUUUAGAUUUUUGGCCAUCAAUUUCUUGUUUCACUAGUCAUAAUAGGAUGCCACAAGAGGGCUUUUGGUAUGAUUUUCAACCCAAAUAUUCGAUAUAAUGCCAUGCAAAUAGAACAAA
Durio zibethinus is the source of this 1361-nucleotide messenger RNA. RefSeq names its product grpE protein homolog 2, mitochondrial-like. NCBI's taxonomy places the organism in Eukaryota, Viridiplantae, Streptophyta, Magnoliopsida, Malvales, Malvaceae. Gene Ontology annotation, biological process: protein folding; protein import into mitochondrial matrix. Gene Ontology annotation, cellular component: PAM complex, Tim23 associated import motor. Gene Ontology annotation, molecular function: protein homodimerization activity; protein-folding chaperone binding; adenyl-nucleotide exchange factor activity. The record is from RefSeq and is a predicted model, not a curated record.